Centropristis striata (black sea bass) is the source of this 3031-nucleotide messenger RNA. RefSeq names its product endosialin-like. Gene Ontology annotation, cellular component: external side of plasma membrane; extracellular matrix. Gene Ontology annotation, biological process: cell migration. The transcript has 2 exons. Bases 473 to 2725 code for a protein of 750 amino acids. The record is from RefSeq and is a predicted model, not a curated record. Gene Ontology annotation, molecular function: extracellular matrix binding; extracellular matrix protein binding; calcium ion binding. NCBI's taxonomy places the organism in Eukaryota, Metazoa, Chordata, Actinopteri, Perciformes, Serranidae.
AUCAGAUACAGGAGAGGCUGCAUCACUGGACUCUAUUUAACAACUCGUCUCUUCUGGACUCUCCUGGUGCUUCUCUGGGAUUUACUGUUUUUUGGGGGGACUGUACUGGACUUUUUUUUUUUUUAGGGGUUUCCAAUGAAGUGCUUUGGUCUCUUUUUAUAUUUGAUCUGGUGGAAGCAGUUUUGCUGAUGGAGUUUGCACUGUAGGGGUUUUUGUUUCAGGGUUUGAGCUAAAUUAAGAUAAAUUAAGGUAAAUUAAGGCAAAUUAAGGUAAUCCAAUGUCAGUUUUGGAGUUAUCUGCCUCAGAUUAUUUUGAGUAAAAGCUUAAUUAGGAUAGAUUAUUUAUUCAAGGGUCUAGAAGAAGUAUUUUUGGGAAAGUCUGGGUGAAUCUGGAAGUAGUUAUAGUUUAGGGGGUUAUUUAUUGUGACAGAAAGGUCGGCGUGCUCGUUUAAUGCUGGCCUGGUUUUGACCUGAUGUCUCGGAGGAUGCAAAAGAGCGCCAGCAGCAGCAGCAGCAGCAGCAGCAUGGGUCUCCUGGUCGUCCUGUGGCUGCUGGUGGUCUGUCUGGCCCCUGGGAGCCGGGGCCAGAGGCCGAGGGAGCCGGAGGACCAGCAGCAGCAGCCGGACGCCAGGACCCAGCUGGCGGAGAGAGACGCACUCUGCCACCAGGACGGAUGCUACGCCGUCUUCCUGCAGAAGAGGAGCUUCAGGGAGGCGGGGCGGAGCUGCCGGGAGCGAGGCGGCACCCUGGCCACCAUGCACACCCACGAGGCGGCGGGCGUGGUCCACGAGCUGCUGUCCGCCAUCGAGGGGACCCGGGCCAGGAUCCGGCUCUGGAUCGGGCUGCACAGACCGCCACGCCAGUGUUCGUCCACCCGGCCGCUCCGAGGAUUCGUCUGGGUCACAGGAGACCAGGACGGCCAGUUCACCAACUGGCUCCGUGAGGACAGCCCGGGGACGUGUGCGGCGCCGCGCUGCGUGGCGAUGACCGUGCACACGUCGGAGAGCGGCCGCGAGAGCAGCGACAACUUCCGUUGGCAGGACGGUUCCUGCGCGCUGCUGGUGGACGGAUACGUCUGCCAGUACAACUACAAAGGGAUGUGUCCACCGCUGGAGGACGAGGGCAGCGGCGCGGCGGUCUACACCACGCCGUUCCACCUCGUCAGCACGCUGCUCACCCACGUGCCCUACGGGUCCGUGGCGACUCUGCCGUGCCCCGCGGACGGCUCGGACCCGGAGGCUGCCGCGGAGCAGACGGUGCUGUGCAUGGAGAGGGACGACGGCACGGUGGGCUGGUCCAGGGACGCGCCGCUCUGCUCGUCCGGCGCUGCGCCUCAGAACCAGGACUGGUGCAGCGGCGACCACGGCUGCGAGCAGUUCUGUCAGAACACAGACACAGACUACUACUGUUACUGCUCCGAAGGCUUCACGAUAGACGAGGACGGCUACGGCUGCAAGCCCGACCCCCUGAGCCAAACCGACGCCCCCGAACUAUCCGCCGACUCCGCCGGCCCCACCAGGCAGCCCCACAUGAAGGAGGUCUGUGUGGAGAUGGGCUGCGAGUACGACUGCAUGGAAACAUCACGGGGCACUCGCUGCACCUGCCCCCCCGGCUACCAGAUGGGUCGGGACGGCCGUGGGUGUUCCGACGUGGACGAGUGUCAGCAGCAGCCAUGCCAACAAGCCUGCGUCAACAUCCCGGGCACCUUCCACUGCACCUGCCACCACGGCUACCAGCAGGACGACGAGGGCGAGUGCGUGGACAUCGACGAGUGCCUUGAAGACGGAAGCUGUGAAGGCGCCUGCGAGAACACGGUGGGGUCCUUCAGGUGCGUGUGCGACACCGGGUACGAGAUGGACAGCACGGGGAAGUGCGUGGACGUGGACGAGUGCAUCGAAGACGCCAGUUGUGAAGGCGGCUGCGAGAACACGGUGGGGUCCUUCAGGUGCGUGUGCGACCCCGGGUACGAGUCGGGCAGCGCAGGGGAGUGCGUGGACGUGGACGAGUGCAUCGGCGAGUCACCCUGUGAGCAGCAGUGCCUCAACUACAUGGGAGGGUACCAGUGUUACUGCGACAACGGCUACGACCUGCAGCCGAACGGGCUCGGCUGCCAGCCGUCGCCGGACGACGAGGAGUACUCCACGCUGACCCCGUACCCCAGCGACUCCACCCUCCUGGACAUUGACCAGGACGCUGCCUGGUACACGUCCUUCACGCCGGACCCAAACUUUGAGGCGGACACUAACUUUGACGUCGACUGGCUGACGGACGCCCCCGACGUGCUCUCCCCCGACAUGGCUCACGGCUCGGACAACCACCUGAACCAAUGGGACGCCCCGCAGCGACACCACACGGCCCCGCCCCCGACGCAGAUUCACAACACGGGCAAUGAAAUCGAAACGAAAGGCAGAGAAGCAAGUGGUGCGGUGGGAGCUGAGACAAACGGACAAACUAGGGAGGCGGAGGGGUCGGACGUGGACGGUACAGAUGACGGUGGCGCGGCGGCGGCGGAUGUAGGGGCGGGAUCUAAACGUAAACAUGACAAGAGCUGGCUGCUGGUGGCGCUGCUGGUGCCUCUGUGCGUGUUCCUGGUGGUGAUGCUGGCGCUGGGGAUCGUCUACUGCACCAGCUGUGCGGUGGACAAGAGCCUGAGCUUCUCAAACUGCUAUCGCUGGAUACUCCCCACGACGCCUCCCGACCGGAGGGACGGCAAAACCCAAGCAUGAACCCUGAAGCACACGCGCAGAUGUGUUUACGGCCCAGAUGUCUGUUAACAUUUGUCCCGCGGUGCAGAGCUGCAGCAGCUGCAGCAGCUCGCCCAUUCAUCAAAGAAAACGUAAUACUUUCUGUCGCAAAACCCCUUGUAAAUAUUUCACUUUCUCAUCUGUUUUUAGAACUCAAUAAAACCAAUAAAGUGAUGAAAUACUGUGUGGUUUGUACACGUUUCUAGGUUAUAUAACCUGUGGUGGAAUGUACAUUUACUCAAGUACUGUUCAUAAAAUAGAUAAAUAAAUCCAUCAAUUUUGAGCUAC